GGCCAGAGGGCUGGGGAGGGGGAGGGGAAGGGGAAUGUAUAGCUCUCCCUCCCCAUCCCUGUUUUUACUCUGGAUGUUACUGCAGCAGCACUGAGGUGACAGGAGCGCUCUGUACCUUCUCCCAGCCCAGGGUGCUCUCAGAGGCAGGCAGUGCCCCCCGGAGACACGGCUGGGGACCAGGUUGGCUCCCAGAGGGCUAAGAAGAAGCCUUAGGAAUACCAAUUUUUGAAAAGUUGUCUAGCUACAUUCUUCCGAUGACUAGCAGCGUAAUGACUGCAUAAGACCGAGAGAGAGGGAGAGCAGAGGCAGUGUGUCAGCUUGUAGGAAGUUAGGACCAUAAAGGAAGGGGGGAGGGGUCUAGCCAAGACAGCAUCAUCAUCUCCGGGGAGUCCUGGAAUGGUUCAGAGCAGUUCAGUUGGACACAAGUUUGCCGCGGAGUGUUUUCUUUUUGUCAAUAAUUAAUCACUGGAAUCAGCCUGGCAAGACUGGAGUUUUAACAACCGUGCAGAGGGUGGGGCAGAAGAAACACCUCAGGCUGAUAAACCCAUCGGUAACUCCAAGCAGCAGGAAGCCAGUGUCCACACUGCUCAUCAGCCCACAGGGCCAUCCACUCAGAACAGGAGGUCCGGUUGAGUGCCGCUGGCUGCCAUGAUGAAUAUCCGGUAUGUGAAGGAUUACUUUGCCUGGCUCUAUUAUCAAUAUACCAUCAUCAGCUGCUGUGCCGUCCUGGAGCCCUGGGAACGAUCCAUGUUCAACACCAUUUUGCUCACCAUCGUGGGAAUGGUGGUAUACACGGCCUAUGUCUUCAUCCCCAUCCACAUCCGCCUGGCUUGGGAGUUCUUCUCAGAAAUAUUUGGAGACCAAAGUACUGCCUCUGUCUCUAACUGAAAAUGCUAAACACUCAUAGGGAAGGGCCUCUGCACUCUGUGAAGUUCUAUUACAUAAUGAUAUUGUUGCUUAGGCGUGUCUGAUUUGUGUGAACAUCACAUCCUCUUGAAAUAUCUGACCUAAAAAAGAGACUCUUAUCUAUGCACUACUGUACACUUUCUGGGUUUGAAAAGAUUAUUUGCUGAUCACAAUAUGCACCAAGUACCCACAAUGCAAUUUUUCCAUAAGAAAAAUAAUUUUCACAUUCUAUACUCUCUCACCAGGAAACAUUAGAACCGUCUGUUCCUCAGUCCAUGGUUUCAAGCCUAUUUUCCAUCAGAACAAUUUCUUACCUAAGUCUGUGUGGUAAGCAACAGUGACAGGCACUUAUGAAGACCCUAGGAAAAGGGCAUUUGGUUACCCAAGAGAGAAGGGUAAAUAACAUUUCUGUAAGGAAUGUUGCAGGGUAUGUGUUUGACAGUGUAUGAGAGAUGUGAGCCCAAUUACAGGAACACCUCAAGGCAGCAUCUUCUGGGAAGCUGCCCAUUCCCUCCACUGAUUUGCCCAAGAAGGGUUUGGGGCAACCAUACAUUUACAGAAAAAAUGUAAUGUUUCCCUCCAAAAGCAUGACCAAAGCUGGGGGUUUUAAAAUCAACAAUGUUGGUUUUCCAGAAUCAAGGAAUUAUUAUGAUUCAAAGUAACUGUGAGUACAAGAGAUGAAAUCUGAUCAAAGCCUAUUCAGCUACCAUGUCUUCCAAAGUUGUCUUGCCUUGCAUGAUGCAAAAUAAAUAAAUAAAAAUUUAAUUUAAAAAAAAAAAAGAAAAUUGCUUUCUUGUUAUGCUAUCACUCAGUAGAGCAAGAAAAGCAUGUGUUGGGGGCUAUAGGAGGACACGCUGAUAAAUAGACUGGAAGUAAUAUUCUCACAGCAAGAAGCCUCCGGCUCCAACUAAAAGCUUUAAUAGAGUGGCUCCUUUGCAAGAGCAGCAAUGAGAUUUAUUAAAUCAUCCUGGAAUGUUUAUCAUGGAAGUGAGUUUCUAAUUGUAUUGCUGACUCAAAUGUGAAUGCCAAAGAGUAAGCUUUGUACCAUUUUUUUUCCUUUACUGACAUGCACUAGUGUUGAUGGAAAUAGCAUUCAAACAAUAUUUGGACAAUUUCGAUUUAUCAGGAAGAAAUAACUUAUUUGGGAGAGCUUUCAAAAGUAAAAUGUUUCGUGUUCAAAGGAAGGAUUUUUGUAUUUGUCAAAAAUAUGGGCAUGUAUUAAAGAUGACCCAGAUCUGAAAAUAGAUAUAUUGUUUUUUGAAAAAUAAAAGUUAGUUUAGUUGUUGUUG
Molecule: messenger RNA, 2195 nt
Organism: Dromiciops gliroides (monito del monte)
Lineage: Eukaryota; Metazoa; Chordata; Mammalia; Microbiotheria; Microbiotheriidae
Gene: SPTSSB
Product: serine palmitoyltransferase small subunit B
Exons: 2
Coding region: 649-888 (79 amino acids)
Biological process (GO): endoplasmic reticulum organization; ceramide biosynthetic process
Cellular component (GO): serine palmitoyltransferase complex
Molecular function (GO): serine C-palmitoyltransferase activity
Source: RefSeq, a predicted model, not a curated record